GUCUUGCGCAGACUCGGGAUCUCGCGACAUUUUCCGACAGAUUCCGCGCAUGCGCCGGGCGUCCUGGUAACCGGAGUGGCCGCAGUUAGUACAACUCUGCCAGAAUGUCGUAUAUGUUACCACAUCUCCACAAUGGUUGGCAAGUUGACCAGGCCAUUCUGUCAGAGGAAGAUCGUGUUGUCGUCAUUCGUUUUGGUCACGACUGGGAUCCAACUUGUAUGAAGAUGGAUGAGGUGUUGUACAGUAUUGCUGAAAAGGUGAAAAAUUUUGCUGUUAUUUAUCUUGUGGAUAUCACCGAGGUACCAGACUUCAACAAGAUGUACGAGUUAUAUGAUCCAUGCACUGUUAUGUUUUUCUUCCGAAACAAGCACAUCAUGAUUGACUUGGGUACUGGCAACAACAACAAAAUUAAUUGGCCGAUGGAAGACAAGCAGGAGAUGAUUGAUAUUGUUGAAACAGUUUACAGAGGAGCUCGCAAGGGACGGGGUCUUGUGGUAUCUCCAAAAGACUACUCCACAAAAUACAGAUAUUGAGGUGUUGUGCAAGCACAGUCAAACAAUUUGCCAUAUACUUCACCCUGGAUUAUUACCAUUGUAAAUAAAACACCAGCCUUCAACUUCGUUUCUGUUUAGACAUUUGCACUGGAUACCCUCAUUAUUUUAUAUUGUCUAAUGCAUAACAUGUAUUCUAUAAAUGAAUGGAGAAUUGUGUUUUACGGCUGUUUUCUGUCGUCCUUAAAAGACACGUUGGAUUAUUUGCCAUCCUAGCUUUUCAUGGAUAUCUGUGACCUAACUUUGGCAAUAAAUUAUAUUUUUAAUUUAAUGAUUUGAAUAGCUGAAUCAUUACAGUUUGUGCCUUUUUGACAUCCAAGUAAAUAUAAAAGAACAGUUCAUGACCAAUGGGAGGAGUUUAUAAUAUUGCUCUUAGCCUGAUUGGAAAGGCAUAAGUCAUCAUUUCUAUUCCCAACAGCCAUUAUAUAUUGUAUGUGUUUACAAGCCAAGUAUUUUUUUUGUUAUCUGCCACAUGGUAGCUGGCUUUCUGAAGAAAUAAAUUAUAAAUGAUC
Messenger RNA from Pristis pectinata (smalltooth sawfish), 1063 nucleotides. RefSeq names its product thioredoxin-like 4A (gene txnl4a). Gene Ontology annotation, cellular component: U5 snRNP; U4/U6 x U5 tri-snRNP complex; spliceosomal complex. The transcript is spliced from 4 exons. The coding region runs from base 105 to 533 and encodes 142 amino acids. NCBI's taxonomy places the organism in Eukaryota, Metazoa, Chordata, Chondrichthyes, Rhinopristiformes, Pristidae. The record is from RefSeq and is a predicted model, not a curated record. Gene Ontology annotation, biological process: mRNA splicing, via spliceosome.